AUGGACAAAGCACAGGCGUAUGAAGAGCUCUUGUAUUUUGCGGAGGGGAACAGGAUGGUCGGAAUGCGAUUCAUAUGGAGAGUACCUCGAUGGGGCAUGGGCAAGUCCUUGUACGUCAUGGCAAAGUACAUCAACUUCGCUAUGAUACCCGUCAGCAUGGCUGGUCAGCUUCCAUUUACAAUAUCACCUGAGGCAUGCGCGCCUUUGUUUUACGGAAGCAUCGCUACGCAAACAUUUGCAAUCACGGUUUCACAAUGUCUCUUCAGCUUGCGCAACUACGCGAUGUGGAACGGGAACCGGAUCGCGAUAGGCAUUUCCAUCUUCAACUUCUUUAGCGCAUUGAUCAUCGUCAGCGUACUAUUGGGUCUGUAUCUACCACUGAUAACAUUCGGACCAAACCCAAUCCCUUCAAUCACUGGCUGCUUCAAAACGGGCGGCAACAACCACGCCCUGGCUGGAUGCUUCAUGGUUGUUCUGCUCAAUGAAGCCAGAUUCAGACUACGCCUCAAAAUACGAGAAGGGCGGAACCAGCUGCUCGAGACGCUCAUGCGCGACGGCUUGCUUUAUUGUAUCACCAUCUUUCUCUUAUCGCUGAUAAAUGCCGUGGUCCAGUUCACCGUAUCGAUCGCGUACAUUGAAACGACCGAGUUGUUUCAGUCCGUUCUGCAAACUAUACUCGCGACCAACAUGCAGCUGCACCUCUGCCGCGUCCAUCAAAACACCUCCUUAGGCAUGGUGGCGGAUACAAACGUUAGCUCCAUAAACUUCUCCGACAUCGAUGCUAAGCGCAAGUCGCGCAUGAACGCGCCGCCUCAAGAGACUUCGGAUGCCAGUACCACUACCGGCAGUGUUAUGAUGAUUGGGCGACAGACCGAGACUCUGCCGAUCCCGCCAUGGCCGACGGUCGCGUACGAGUCGCAGGGCGUUGUUUCGAUAGGCGCGCAGAGUAUGGAGAGUGGUGUUGUGACGGAGGAGGCGAGACAGAGUGUAUAA
Molecule: messenger RNA, 993 nt
Organism: Coniophora puteana RWD-64-598 SS2
Lineage: Eukaryota; Fungi; Basidiomycota; Agaricomycetes; Boletales; Coniophoraceae
Exons: 12
Coding region: 1-993 (330 amino acids)
Source: RefSeq, a predicted model, not a curated record